GCGCUCCUUCAAUUUUCAGACGUCGAAGGGGGAAGAUAUACCGGGGAUUAAGACGCUUUUUCGGACGUUUUCCCACCCCUAAACAAACACCGAAAGGGUCCUAAACCAGAAAACCACACAACAUGGUCGUAGUGACAGCAGGGACCGGAGGAGCCCAUAAAGUCCUCCUGAUAUCGGGGAAACAGAGCCGCUCCAUAUCUGUCAUGAUCCCGAACCAAGCCUCUUCAGACUCCGACUCCGCCGUCUCCGGACCACCGAUGCGCAAAAGGCAGAGACUCACGCACCUCAGCCCAGAGGAAAAAGCGCUGAGAAGGAAACUGAAGAACAGAGUUGCUGCACAGACGGCAAGAGACAGAAAAAAGGCAAAAAUGGGGGAGUUGGAGCAGCAAGUCUUGGAGUUGGAGCUCGAGAAUCAGAAACUUCACGUCGAGAACAGACUGUUGCGAGAAAAGACAAGUGAUCUGCUCAGUGAGAACGAGGAACUAAGACAGAGACUGGGGUUGGACACUUUGGAAGAGAAGGAAAAGGUCCAGGUGUUGGAGUCCGCGGUGAGCGAUUUGGGUUUGGUGACCGGGUCUUCUGAGUCCGCAGCACUCAGGCUACGUGUGUCCGCAGCAGGUGCAGGCCCAGCAGUCCCCAAAUCUGAAGACUUCUCCAUGGAUACUCACAGCCCUGGCCCUUCAGACUCUGAGUCUGAUCUCUUGCUUGGUAUUCUGGACAUCCUUGACCCAGAGCUCUUCCUCAAGACGGAGCUCGAGGAAGCAGAGGAGCCCGAGCCAGAGCUUGUGCUGGACGGAGCUGCGGGAGAGCGAGUACCUGCCUCCCCAUCUGCAGCUUUGGGGCCCGCACCAGUUAAGCUGGAGGCCCUUAAUGAACUGAUCCACUUCGACCACAUCUACACCAAACCCGCCGAGGUGGUGAGCGAGGAGAGCAUCUGCGAGGUCAAAGGCGAGGAUUCGGUCGCCUUCUCUGAGGUCGACGAAGAAAUCGUGGUGGAAAUCAAAGACGAGCCGGAGGAGAUGGUCAUCCCUGCGGUGGACCGGAGUCCAGACGCGGUCGAUGACUUCUUCUCCGACGCCUCUUCCUUCGGCGGCUACGAGAAGGCUUCGAGUCUGACGGAUGCGUGCAGUGACUCUGGAUACGAGAGGUCUCCUUCCCCUUUCAGUAACAUCUCGUCCCCGCUCUGCUCCGAGGGCUCUUGGGAUGAUAUGUUUGCGAAUGAACUCUUUCCCCAACUGAUCAGUGUCUGAAGCUUGCGUACGAGAUCACGCCUGCCUUUGCUCUCUUAUUGUAAGUGAUUGCUUCAUAGUGAUAGUACCCCAGUAACUUCUCUUGCAGUUUAGACCAAAGGCAUUGCUUUAAGGCUUCUGUUGUAAUAACUCUCUGUACAGUUGAAGCGCAACCCAGUAUUUUUGUUGGGGAAGGGAUUGGGGAGGGGAGGGAAACGUUUUAAACUACGUCUAUUUAUUUGUGUAUCUCUCUUUUCCAGAGUUUUCUGUAACGUAAUCCGUCUGCUUUGAUGUACAACUUAAUUUUAUUGUAAAUGCUCUCCUUUAAUGUUGCAUUAAAAAAUUUUUGCAUUGCA
Messenger RNA from Puntigrus tetrazona (Sumatra barb), 1585 nucleotides. It is a transcript of the gene xbp1, whose product is annotated as X-box binding protein 1. The record is from RefSeq and is a predicted model, not a curated record. Gene Ontology annotation, molecular function: DNA-binding transcription factor activity, RNA polymerase II-specific; RNA polymerase II transcription regulatory region sequence-specific DNA binding. Gene Ontology annotation, cellular component: nucleus. Lineage: Eukaryota; Metazoa; Chordata; Actinopteri; Cypriniformes; Cyprinidae.